AUGGACGCCGCCGGCGGGUCCCCGCUGCUGCUUCUCCUGCUGGCCGCGCUCCUGCCUCCGGGGGCCGGGGCCGAGGAGAUCAUCGGGGGCGUGGAGUGCAAGCCGCACUCGCGGCCCUACAUGGCCUUCCUGGAGGUCACCACGGAGCGCGGGGAGCGCGGCGAGGCGGCGGGUUUUCUGGUGAGCCCGCGGUUCGUGCUCACGGCCGCCCACUGCCAGGGAAGGGAGAUCACGGUCACGCUGGGCGCCCACAACGUGACGAGGCCGGAAGCCACGCAGCAGAAGCUGGCGGCGGCGCAACAGAUCGCCCACCCCAAGUACAACCCGUUCACCCACCGCCACGACAUCAUGCUGCUGAAGCUGGAGCAGCCGGCCUCGCUGAGCCGGGCUGUGGACGUGGCUCCGCUGCCCGCCCCGUCGGACUUCCUCCGCCCGGGGCGGCUGUGCCGGGCCGCCGGCUGGGGACGGACGGGGGUCAUGCAGCCCACGUCCGCCACCCUGAGGGAGGUGAAGCUGCGGAUCAUGGACAGAAAGGAGUGCGGGUUCUUCUGGCAUUAUAAGAACCAGUACCAGCUGUGCGUGGGCAACCCCGGCAGCACGCGCUCCGCGUACAAGGGAGAUUCGGGGGGGCCCCUGCUGUGUGCGGGGGUGGCCCACGGGAUCGUGUCGUAUGGACGGUGGUCAGCAAAGCCUCCUGCCGUCUUCACCCGCAUCACCAACUACAUGCCCUGGAUCGACAGCGUGAUAAAGGGCGGCUAGCGGCCAAGCCCCGCAGAGCA
This is a messenger RNA of Perognathus longimembris pacificus (Pacific pocket mouse), 779 nucleotides long. RefSeq names its product mast cell protease 4-like. Gene Ontology annotation, biological process: proteolysis. Gene Ontology annotation, cellular component: cytoplasm; intracellular membrane-bounded organelle. Gene Ontology annotation, molecular function: serine-type endopeptidase activity. NCBI's taxonomy places the organism in Eukaryota, Metazoa, Chordata, Mammalia, Rodentia, Heteromyidae. The record is from RefSeq and is a predicted model, not a curated record.